Vombatus ursinus (common wombat) is the source of this 1517-nucleotide messenger RNA. It is a transcript of the gene ERCC8, whose product is annotated as ERCC excision repair 8, CSA ubiquitin ligase complex subunit. Gene Ontology annotation, molecular function: protein binding. Gene Ontology annotation, cellular component: nucleotide-excision repair complex; Cul4A-RING E3 ubiquitin ligase complex. The coding region runs from base 9 to 1364 and encodes 451 amino acids. The transcript has 13 exons. NCBI's taxonomy places the organism in Eukaryota, Metazoa, Chordata, Mammalia, Diprotodontia, Vombatidae. Gene Ontology annotation, biological process: proteasome-mediated ubiquitin-dependent protein catabolic process; protein polyubiquitination; transcription-coupled nucleotide-excision repair. The record is from RefSeq and is a predicted model, not a curated record.
GUCCGGUCAUGGCGGUGUGGCUGCUGAGUUCUGGCAGCGGGAGCUAUGCUGGGCUUCCUGGAGGCGCGGCAAGCCGGCCUGGACGAUCCUGGGAGGCUUCGGAGAGCGGAGGCCACCCGGAGCCUUUAAGGCCCAUUAUCUGCAAACUUUACCUGCAUCCCACUGUCUGGUAUGUAGUGGUAUUUGUUCCUGAAUGGUCCGUGCCCACAUGCUGCUUCACUUCUUUUGAGAAGAGCCUCAAAAGGGUUUUAAAAUUGGAAUUAAAUAAAGACCGAGACGUGGAAAGAAUACAUGGCAAUGGUGUCAACACCCUUGAUAUUGAACCUGUUGAGGGGAGAUACAUGUUAUCAGGUGGUUCAGAUGGCAUUAUUGCACUUUAUGACCUUGAAAACUUCAGCAGAAAUGUUCAUUACACAUGCAAAGCUAUUUGUUCUGUGGGCAGAAAUCAUCCUGAUGUUCACAAAUACAGUGUAGAGACAGUGCAGUGGUAUCCUCAUGAUACUGGCAUGUUUACCUCGAGCUCAUUUGAUAAAACUCUGAAAAUAUGGGACACAAACACAUUACAGCCUGCAGAUGUAUUUCAUUUUGAGGGAACAGUCUAUAGUCAUCAUAUGUCUCCAGUUGCCACCAAACACUGUUUGAUAGCAGUUGGUACUAAAGGCCCCAAAGUACAACUUUGUGACUUAAAGUCUGGAUCCUGUUCCCACAUUCUACAGGGCCACAGACAGGAAAUAUUAGCAGUUUCCUGGUCUCCACGUUAUGAAUAUAUCUUGGCAACAGCAAGUGCUGACAGUAAAGUAAAAUUGUGGGAUAUUAGGAGAGCAUCAGGAUGCCUGAUUACUCUUGAUCAGCACAAUGGGGAAAAGUCAAAAGCAUCUUCCGAAGCAGCAAACACAGCCCAUAAUGGAAGAGUUAAUGGCCUGUGCUUUACAAGAGAUGGGCUUCACCUUCUGACUACCGGAACGGAUGAUCGAAUGAGGCUCUGGAAUAGUUCCAAUGGAGAAAACACACUAGUAAACUAUGGUAAAGUCUGUAAUGAAAGUAGAAAAGGAUUGAAAUUUACCAUCUCUCAUGGCUGCAGUCCAGAAUUUGUCUUUGUACCAUAUGGUAGCACCAUUGCUGUUUAUACAGUUUACUCAGGAGAACUGAUAACUAUGCUUAGGGGACAUUAUAAUACUGUUGACUGCUGUGUAUUUCAACCUAAUUUCCAGGAACUUUAUAGUGGUAGCAGAGAUUGCAAUAUUCUUGCUUGGGUGCCAGCUUUACGUGAACCCCUCCCUGAUGAAGAUGAUGAGGUUGUAUCUCAUUCACAGAAAAAUCCAGCAUUUCAAGAUGCAUGGAGCAGCAGUGAUGAAGAAGGAUGAAUUUAAAUUAGUUGAUUGAAUAAGAGUGACUUUAUGCUCUCCAUUGAUAAGAAUCUGCAUAUUUAGACAAUUUUCUAUUGUCCAGGGAUUUUAUAAAGUUGUAAGAAGUAUCAGCAUGUAGAAAUGUCCUCUUUUUUUUGUCUUUUUGUAUUU